CAUAACCCACCCAAAAUAUCACAAGCACCGACUAAAACAAUUCGGAUCUAAACCCGACCCGGUAAAACCAAUCCCAAAUUUUACUCCGUUGUGAACGCAUCAAACCCAGAAAAUUUCUUCCUCCGAUCUCGCAUUCUCCACUUCCAUAAUCCCCAAAAUUGUUUCGUUGAUUUUUCCACAAGAUGAAGCUAACGGACAACGAAGAGAUCACCAUGAACGGAACUCGAGAAAUGGAGACGACAGAGCAAGAGACAUCGUCGCCGUGUUCGUUAGUAAUCGAAGCUUUUCCGGUGAAGAAAUCCAUUAUUGUAGGUUACGCUCUUACAUCAAAGAAGAUUAAGAGCUUUUUACAACCAAAACUCGAAGGUUUAGCUAGGAAUAAGGGGAUAUUAUUUGUGGCAAUAGAUCAGAAUAAGCCACUUUCAGAGCAGGGUCCGUUUGAUAUUGUGUUGCAUAAGGUUAGUUUUAUUGGAUCUUUGUUAACCCUGUUGGUUUUCUGAUACAUUCAUCUUAUUUUUGCCUAUGGUUUGUCAGAAGAUAUGUCUUGGGAACAUCCCCUGCUCAGGUUGUUAGAAACUAACCUUGUUUUGCGUCUUCUUGCUUAGCUUCUUUUCAUUGAUGCCUGAUUAUUCUUAUUUGGUGUUUGUUUUUACAUGUACUGGCAGCAAAUUGGAAAAGAAUGGCGUCGAAUUCUCGAGGUUAGUCUUACGAUUGUUUCCGUUUUUGUAUUUGCUGUGGCACAUUCUAUAGCCUAAGAUUAUUAGAUCAUGUAUGUCUGUCAUUCUGUGGUGAUGAGUACCAUGUUGAUGUAGUUAUGUUAUAUAAGCCUUUGUUAGAUGAGAGAUGGUGGUAAAUUGCACAAGUUAGCAACUAGUUCCUUUUAAUUUCUAAAUCUUGUUUCUCAAUGGAAAUUUUUUUCCAGAGCUUUUACUCUUUCCUUGUCGUGAGUCAUUAGUUGAUACAAAUUGAGGUUGAGACUACUGCAAGUGAGAAUAUUUCUACUUCCAGAGGCAUAGAACUGUAACCUCUUCAGGUUUUCUAGAGUUAGAUACUAGUAAUGUUUUUUGAAUAUUGGGUUUACAUGUUCCUGGUAAUAGUUGAAUGCAAAAUCAUUUCAUCUUUAAGUAGAAUGUAAUGCUCUCUUGUCUACAUAUAUAAGAGCCAUCAUCUGAUUUCUCGUUGGGGAACAAGACAUUUCACAUCUCAUAAUUGCUAGAAGAAUAGAAAUGAAAGUAUGCUGUUUGGUGUAGAAAGUAAUCGGCGUUUCUGUGUGUUUAGAUCCUAGAGCUAUUCAGAUCUCAGGAGAUCAGACUAUGAAUCAUUAGAAUGCCAACUUCUGAGUAUAGUUGAAUGCUAGAUUUAUACUCUUCAGAUAGUAUAUACUGAUGAUAUAGAAAAGUGUCUACAAUGAAACUUUAGUUGCAAAGUGCAAGUUUCAUCAGUAGAUUAGUUUAAUUCUUAAUCUUAGUUGCAGGAUAGUGAAGAGUUCAACGUUGGGGAUACAGUUUUUAGACUGACACUGUCGCUGUGUUAAUAAUAAUAUCAAUGUAGAUCAAUAUCUCAGGAGAUCUCAGCAAUACAGAGAUAGAAGUUUUCUGUUUAUGACCAUUAGCAGGGAUGCACUUUUGGGUGUUGAAAAGUAGACUAUGUGUGAGCAUAACUGUUUCUAAUAAUUUCAGGAAUUUAGGCUAGCACAUCCAGAUGUCACAGUUCUUGAUCCUCCAGAUGCAAUACUACAUCUCCGUAAUCGUCAGUCAAUGCUUCAGUGUGUUGCGGACAUGAAUCUGUCUGAUAGUAAUGGACGCGUUGGUGUGCCCAAGCAAUUGGUAAUUAAAAAGGAUGCAUCUUCAAUUCCGGAGGCUGUCAAUAAUGCUGGUCUGAGACUACCUCUUGUUGCAAAGCCAUUGGUUGCUGAUGGAAGUGCAAAGUCACAUGAGCUUUCGCUGGCUUACGAUCAACACUCCCUUCUGAAGCUCGAGCCUCCUCUUGUUCUUCAGGAGUUUGUUAACCAUGGAGGUGUUCUUUUCAAGGUUUACAUUGUUGGGGAGGCUAUUAGAGUUGUCCGGCGCUUCUCCCUACCUGAUGUCUCUAGACGAGAACUCCCCAAAUCAGCUGGUGUAUUCCGCUUCCCACGGGUCUCUUGUGCUGCAGCUUCAGCUGAUGAUGCAGAUCUGGACCCGAGCAUUGCCGAGCUUCCACCACGUCCUCUGUUGGAGAGACUGGCAAAGGAACUCCGUCGUGGAUUGGGUCUAAGGCUGUUCAAUUUAGACAUAAUUAGAGAGCACGGGACAAGAGAUCGGUUUUAUGUGAUCGACAUCAACUAUUUCCCAGGGUACGGGAAAAUGCCAGAGUAUGAGCAUGUAUUCACUGAUUUCUUACUGAGUGUGGUACAAAGCCAAUGUAAGAAACGAGCUUUGGCAGAUCAAUACUAAACUCAACGGAGAGACCAUUGUUCCUCCCCAAAGAAAAAAAGAAGAUUAGUAGUCUAUGCAAUUUAUUUCUGUACAGGACAAAGCACCGAUUUCCCUCGAUGUUGUUCUUUAGCUUCAUUGUGCUGUACAAAAGAACAAUGGAAGAUUGCAUUUAAAAGAAAAUCCUUGGGACCUUUAGAGAUUUAAGGAUAGAGAAUUGUCUGAAUCUCACUACAAUGUCACCAUAUCAAAAAGUGAAUAGACCUUAUGUCACACACUACUCAUAUGGGCAUGGCUUCACUUUGUGACUGCUUCUAUCUUUUGAUUUGGUUGGCUUUGUACUAUUUUGACCAUAAAUGUCAUUUCUUUUGGUUUUAAUCUGCUCUUAUCUUUUGAUCAUGUCCUUGUUAGUUUGUUUGAAACUUGGAGUUUAUAGUUUGGAUCAGUUUUGGAUGCACUCUUUUAUGAGUAAUCUUACAAAAUUUACAUCACAAA
Messenger RNA from Arabidopsis thaliana (thale cress), 2906 nucleotides. RefSeq names its product Inositol 1,3,4-trisphosphate 5/6-kinase family protein. Gene Ontology annotation, molecular function: metal ion binding; inositol-3,4,5,6-tetrakisphosphate 1-kinase activity; ATP binding. The transcript is spliced from 8 exons. The record is from RefSeq and is marked reviewed. NCBI's taxonomy places the organism in Eukaryota, Viridiplantae, Streptophyta, Magnoliopsida, Brassicales, Brassicaceae. Gene Ontology annotation, biological process: inositol trisphosphate metabolic process. The coding region runs from base 1758 to 2432 and encodes 224 amino acids.